Panicum hallii is the source of this 774-nucleotide messenger RNA. Its product is annotated as trigger factor-like. The transcript is spliced from 5 exons. Lineage: Eukaryota; Viridiplantae; Streptophyta; Magnoliopsida; Poales; Poaceae. The record is from RefSeq and is a predicted model, not a curated record. Bases 1 to 774 code for a protein of 257 amino acids.
AUGGCAGGGGGUUUCCUGCUUGGUGGAUUGUCGGAGGAUGACGACGAUGAUGAUGAGGAAGCCGAAGACGACAGCAGCUUCAGCACCAACAACAGCGGAGACGAUGGCGGCAGCGAUGACGACAGCAGCGACGCGAGCGCGACUCCUCCGAUCAAGCGCUGCAAAGAGGAUGGUCCGGAGCCCAAGAAUGAUAAUGGCUCCACCUUCAAGUUCUCACGAAUUGUUCCCAUGACCCUCUUUGGCAAGAACGCGCCUCCCCCGUCAAAGGCCAUAAUGCAGAUCAAGCCUGGUUCUGCAAAACUGGCUUUCAAGCGAAAACAAGUCUCCAAUGUUGAUGUCGUGGAUAUCUCCAGUGGAGAAGAGCCAGCACGCCAAGAAGUCCCCACUCUAGAAGCUCCAGAGAACCCUGUGGCAGCAAUCAACCCCUUGGUCAACCUCCAGGACCCGACCCUGGAAACUGCAGAGAGUCUUGCCACAACGGUCGACACUCUAGUCAACUUUCAGGAGCUGCAGGAGCCGAUGGAGUCGAUCAUCGCCUCAUCGGCUCUCGAUCCUUCUCUGACAAGGGUGCAUCUGCAGGAGCUGGUCGUCGCCUCAUCAGCUACCGAUCCUUCUCCAAUAAGGAUGUGCCCGCAGGAGCCGAUCAUCGCCUCAUUGGCUAUCACUCCUUCUUCAGAACAGUCAGGUGCGGACAAGGACGACGAAGCAGUGAUUGCUGAAGCUGACCGCGUCCGAUUUGAAGCUAUCGCAGCCAUCGACGAGUUCCUUCAGUAG